AUGAGUUUCCAGAGCUCUGUUUUGCAAAACUCCCGAGAAGAUAUUUCAGAGAAUGCCGUAAGAGCUAGGAGCUCGUCCGUUGGUAGUGAAGGGGGUCGUACGAGCCAAACCGUUCUCGGAGUUGCCCGUCUGAGGAAGGUUGCCGUACAGCAAGUCAGCCGCAUUUGGCACGCUGGAAGAUGGCAGAAUCUUCCAGAUUUCACUCGUUUACUUCUCAUUGCUCUUGUUUCCACCUAUUGUCUGAGUUGGUACCCGCCGUUCACGCAGUUUUUCUCGUUUACGCCGGCUGAGACACUAGCAGGGCUGCGGAUCUGGAACGUGGUCACGUACGGAUUCGUUGAGGUUCACGCGCUACACCUCUUUUUGACGCUCUUGGUACUCGUCACCGUAGGACGAUCUUUAGAAGAAGUUUGGCGAGGAUCGGAGUCUCCCGGCGGCUCAACGGAGCGCUUGUUGGAGCUUGCUAUGUACGUGCUUUUCAUCACAGCUUUCGCGAGCGUGCUGUCGUUCGUUAUCACUUUUGGCGCGUUUUUGUGGUGGAAACUCCGUCCUGAGUACUUGUUUGCAAGUAGCGCUGGUUUCUAUGCAGGAAAUGUAGCUUUACUUGUCGCGUAUGCUCGAUACCGACCGGAGCAGACGUUUCCGAGCCUGGGCACUCUCGCUCGUUUCGUUCCAGUCCGUACGUUUCCUCUGAUGUAUGUGAACACGAUCGUAUCCCUCGUUCCGUUGGUACCGACCCUAUGGCUCUCGGGAUUGGUGACCAUUUGCGCCUUUGUCGGUAGCUGGGGAUACUUCCGAUUCGCGAAAAAGUUUCAGUUGCCAACCCCGGAGGUCGCCGGGGCUCCCGCCGAAUUCCCACUGUACAUGUUGCUGCCAGAAUUCGUCAUGCACAUCCUCCAGCGUGUUGGAAUCAUGCGAGGCGCAUGCGGGGACCCCGGGACAACCUCUUUAGAAGAUGGAUCCACUGAACAACGGGAUGAUUCCGCCCGAAGACGCGCAACUGCUGCGAGCCUUCUAGAUCAGCACCUAUAUCGUUCCGCCACCAAUCAAGACGCAGUAUCCCCGACGAAUGUGUGA
Cyanidioschyzon merolae strain 10D is the source of this 1077-nucleotide messenger RNA. RefSeq lists its product as hypothetical. Lineage: Eukaryota; Rhodophyta; Bangiophyceae; Cyanidiales; Cyanidiaceae. Gene Ontology annotation, biological process: retrograde vesicle-mediated transport, Golgi to endoplasmic reticulum. Bases 1 to 1077 code for a protein of 358 amino acids. The record is from RefSeq and is a predicted model, not a curated record. Gene Ontology annotation, cellular component: membrane; Golgi apparatus. The transcript has a single exon.